Vittaforma corneae ATCC 50505 is the source of this 2685-nucleotide messenger RNA. RefSeq lists its product as uncharacterized. Gene Ontology annotation, cellular component: preribosome, large subunit precursor. The transcript has a single exon. Gene Ontology annotation, molecular function: ATP binding; ATP hydrolysis activity. The record is from RefSeq and is a predicted model, not a curated record. NCBI's taxonomy places the organism in Eukaryota, Fungi, Microsporidia, Nosematidae. Gene Ontology annotation, biological process: ribosomal large subunit assembly; rRNA processing.
UUGCAUUAUAUUCUUCAAAAUAGAAAUAGUAACACUGCCAUUUACGAUGCUUUUAAUUUACUCUUCUUUACUCAGCUUGAUCUAUCUUCUAAAGCCAGUGCACUUCAAUUGUUUAAAACUUACUUCAAGACAAUUACAGAGAAUACAACAUUCUCAGAUAUUUACGAUUUGAAUGGAUACAUUAUAACGCCCAAGACUAGAUUGCACUUCAAUGACGUAGAUUUUGCGAUAAGGGCUAACUUACCCAUUCUUAUUCAAGGUGAUACCUCUACUGGUAAAACCAGUAUGAUUUAUGCUCUGGCUAGUAAAUACGACAAAAGAGUAAUUAGAAUAAAUAACCACCGUCAAACAGAAAGUUCAGAUUAUAUAGGAAAUUACACAGCCAGCAGUGAGGGAAUAUAUUUCAGACCAGGUCCUUUGAUCACAGCUAUGAAGAAUGGGCACUGGAUUAUCCUUGAUGAAUUAAAUCUAGCAUCCAGUGAUGUGCUUGAAGUACUAAAUAGACUUUUAGAUGAUAAUAAAGAAUUAUACAUUCCUGAAAUUGAUGAAUGUGUAAUUCCUCAUUCUAAUUUUCGAUUGUUUGCUACUCAGAAUCUAAAUUAUGGUGGUAGGCACGGACUAGCUAAAAGUUUCAGAAAUAGGUUUAUUGAAAUAUUCUUUUAUGAAAAAGAUGAAAAUGAAAUGGCCGAAAUACUUGAAAGGUCGUGCAAACUUCCUAGAUCCUUCAUAAAGUAUAUUAUGCUUAUUUAUACUUCAUUAAAAGCUGAAAGGACUCUUAACAGUUUUAUAACCCUAAGAGACUUAUUUAAGUGGGCUAAGAGACAGCCAGGAGAUUAUUAUGAAUUAUACACAAUAGGUCUAGAGAUAAUUCUUGAAAGACAAAGAAAUAAAGAAGACAGAAAGAGGGUGCUUGAGGUAUUUAACGAUUCGUUUUCAGACAGAAUGCGAUUUGAAAAGAGGAAGUAUUAUGAUUUAUAUCAAAUUGAUUUGAAGAAUGCUAGCCUGAAUGAUAGUAUAAUUAAUAACAGCAACAAUUCGCUUAUUUUUACUAGAUCAUAUGUGAAGCUCAUUAAUCUCAUUUAUAAAGCUUGGAUUAAUUUGGAGCCUGUCCUUUUAAUUGGAGAAACAGGCAUUGGUAAAACUAGAGUUUGUGAGGUUGUUUCUUCUAUGCUUUGUCUAAACUUAAGAAGCAUAAAUUUAUACAGUGGUAUUGAGAGUUCUGAUUUUAUUGGUCAUCCUUAUUUUGAGAAAGGAAAGAUACAUUGGAUGGAUGGACCACUUGUAAAAGCUAUGAAUGAUGGAGAUGCAUUCUUGAUUGAUGAGAUCAAUUUAGCCGAGGAUUCUGUUCUUGAAAGAUUGAAUAGUGUACUUGAGGAUAAAAGAUAUUUGUUUAUACCUGAGAUAGAUAAGGAAGUGUAUGCUCACAGUAACUUUAGGAUAGUUGCUACAAUGAAUCCAAGUGGGGAUUUUGGAAAGAGAGAGCUAAGUCCAGCCUUGCGAAAUAGAUUUACUGAGAUAUAUUUUGAACUUGAGCCUGAUGAGUAUUAUGAAAUAUUUGACAAGUUUGUUGAGAAAGCAUGUUGUAUUACAAACAAAAAUGAUGAAAACAGCGUGAAUUUAAGAUACUUUAAGGACAGAUUUAGAAUGUUAAAGGAUAUGAGUGUUAGAAAGAUAGAAUUGUUAUGCUCGCAUAUUAGAAAUAUCUUAAUUAGAAAUAAUAACGUUGAGAGCAAUCAAACUGAAGAUAAUACGGUUGAGAAUAGUAAAAUGGGAAGAAUAAUCGAAUUAAAAGGGUUUAAUUCAGUAGAAGAAAUAUGGGAGGAUUGUUUAGAACUAAUAGGACAUAUGCCAUCUAUCGAUAGAUCAGUAAAUACUAAAGUAGAUGAUAAGCACUUAUUUGGUGUACAUCCAUACUACUUAAGAAUACACGCUAAUACUCUAUCAGAUACUAUGUAUUCAUUCAACUCUAUCACUUCUCAAUUAAAUUUGAAGAGGAUUCUUAGAGGAUUAACUACCAAUAAAGGAAUACUUCUUGAAGGUGAGCCGGGUGUGGGAAAGACCAGCAUUGUACAUCACAUUGCCAAGAUUCUUUCUAUUCCUAUCUUAAGAAUAAAUCUUAGCGAGCAGACUGAGAUGAGCGAUCUUCUUGGGUCUUAUAUUCCAGUGGGUGAUUCUAUUAGUUUUAUGGAAAGCCAUAUGGUAGAAUUUCUAAAAGAAGGAAGGUGGAUUAUUUUAGACGAAAUUAAUUUGUGUACACAGAGUGUAAUUGAAGGAUUGAAUUCUAUAUUAGAUCAUAGAAAGAAGAUUGAAGUAAACGGAAAAAUAGUAUACGUGCAUAGUAAUACAAGGAUAUUUGGAACAAUGAAUCCCUGGAAUAAAGAGAAUGGUAGAAAAAAAUUACCUAAGAGUUUUCUAGAUAGAUUUAUUGUGAUUAGGAUGAGUGGUUAUACAAUAGAAGACAUAAGAACAAUACUAAGCGGAAGAUAUGGGCCUUCAUAUUUAUUUGAUGAGAAGCUGAGUUUAAGAGGGAAUAUCAAAGCAAAUGAGUUAAACAAGAAUAGUAUGACUAGUACUAACAUUACUAAUGAAUGCUAUCCUAUAUCUUAUUCAUUUGAACCAAAAUCUAACUAUUUUGAUAUUAGCUUUGGUAGCAUUCUUUUAAAUAGUAAAAAUGUCCCCCAAUAA